AAAGGAGCUCCCUCUUCCUCGAUUGAUACCCCCACAUGUUGUUCCUUUGAAGGAAAAUGGUUUCCCUCUCAAGAAGAGAAGAGUUCAGAUGGCAAGACCAGGACUUGCAGAGAAAGGCCAAUCGAUAGCUCUAUUAACAAACCAUUUAAAAUUUUCUGUCCAAAAUAUAGAUAAACACUUCUUUCACUAUAGUGUUAACCUGAAAGAUCAAGACGGCCAACCUAUAGGUGGGAAGGGUAUUGGAAGGAAGGUUAUUGAUGAGAUGGAACGAACUAAUAAAACUGAGCUCGGAAAUAACGGGCUUGCCUAUGAUGGUGAAAAGGCUUUGUUCACAAUAAGCCGUCUACCUCAGAUAAACAAUGAGUUCCCUGUUAUGUUAGAUAACCUAUUUGAUUUUCAUGUGAAGCAUAGAUUAUGGGGAAAAACGUUUAAAGUUGAGCUUAGCUUAGUUGCUAAAAUUCCCAUACAAUCCAUUGAGAGUUCUAGUUAUCAAGAAGCAUUGAGAGUUCUAGUUAUCAUGCUAAGGCAGCACGCAGUAAAGAAAGGUUGUCAUCUAGUUCGUCGGUCCUUUUUCCAUGAUAAUCAAUCCAACUAUACAGAUUUGGGUGGCGGUGUAAUUGGUUGUAGAGGUUUUCACUCAAGUUUGCGUCUUGUGCAAGGUGGCCUUUCCUUAAACAUUGAUGUUUCUACCACCAUUAUUGUUAGACCAGGGCCAGUAAUUGACUUCCUUAUUGCCAACCAAAAUGUGAGGGAUCCUUUACAAGUUGACUGGGGAAAAGCGAAGCGGACGCUGAAAAAUUUACGAGUAAAGAUAAGAGACAUGGAAUGCAAAAUUACUGGUUUGAGUGAACUUCCAUGCAACCAGCAAACGUUUACAUUCAAGCCAAAAGGUGAUUCUGAGGUAAAUGCUAUGGAGAUAACUGUCUAUGAAUACUAUGUGAGCCAUCGUAGGACACCAUUGAGCUAUUCUGCUGAUCUCCCAUGCAUUAAAGUCGGGAAGUCUAAGAACCCCGCCUAUUUCCCGAUUGAGGUCUGCAAUCUGGUAUCUUUGCAAAGAUACACAAAAGGACUGACAGUUCAACAACGAGCUUCUUUUGUGGAGAAAUCAAGGCAAAAGCCUCAAGAAAGAAUGUCAUCCAUAACUAAUGCCUUGAAAUAUAUGAAGUAUGAUAGUGACCCUAUGUUACAAGUAUGUGGAGGUUCCAUCAGUCUCGACUACACUCAGGUUGAGGGGCGUGUUUUACAACCACCUAAGCUGAUAUUUGGAAAUGGUGAAGAAUUUCUACCAAGAAACGGCCGCUGGAAUUUGUACAACAAGAAAUUAUUUACACCAAUCGAAGUGGAUUGCUGGGCCGUUGUGAAUUUCUCUGAUCGAAGUGACACAAACAGUAUCAUACACGACCUAAUCACAUGUGGAAGCAUGAAAGGAAUUACUUUUAAACAGCCCCUUUUUGUUUUUGAGGAAAAUCCUUAUAUGAGGAGGGCCCUUCCUGCAGCAAGAGUGGAGGAUAUGUUUUAUCAAAUCAUGACAAAUCUACAUGAACCUCCAAAAUUUAUUCUUUGCCUUCUAUCAUCAAAGAGAAAUUCUUUAAUCUAUGGUCCUUGGAAGAGGAAGUGCCUUGUGGAAUUUGGAAUUGUGACACAGUGCAUGGCACCCAAAAGAGUCGAUAAUCAGUAUUUAACAAAUUUGUUAUUGAAGAUUAAUGCCAAGCUUGGUGGUAUGAACUCCUUAUUACAGCUUGAAAACAUUACUGCUUUUCCUAUUGUCUCAAAGGCUGCUACUAUAAUUUUGGGAAUGGAUGUUUCUCAUGGUUCUCCUGGAAGAUCUGAUGUUCCAUCAAUUGCUGCAGUCGUCAGUUCAAGGCAGUGGCCAUUGAUCUCCAAAUACAGAGCAUCAGUUCGAACACAAUCACCUAAGGAAGAGAUGAUUGAUUCCAUAUUUAAACUAGUUUCUCGUGCUGAUGGUAAGGGCACUUACGAUGAUGGAAUUAUUCGGUAA
Messenger RNA from Dendrobium catenatum, 1999 nucleotides. Its product is annotated as protein argonaute 4B-like. The coding region runs from base 89 to 1999 and encodes 636 amino acids. The record is from RefSeq and is a predicted model, not a curated record. Gene Ontology annotation, biological process: regulatory ncRNA-mediated post-transcriptional gene silencing. Lineage: Eukaryota; Viridiplantae; Streptophyta; Magnoliopsida; Asparagales; Orchidaceae. Gene Ontology annotation, molecular function: RNA binding; protein binding. The transcript has 15 exons. Gene Ontology annotation, cellular component: cytoplasm.